GACACCCAAUCUUCAAACACCGCGCCUAAUACGUGGUUCACACUCGCUAUUUACAGCAAAGCUAUUGCUAAAGAUUGCCUGAUCCGCAGAACUAUGUCACGGUUUCUUACUUAUCUGUUCAUCGUGACAUGUGUAAUUCAUUGCAUCACCGCUUCUUGCCAUCGUUACAGAUGUUGCCCACCUUGGCUUCUUCAGAACAGCAGCUGUUAUCUGUUCAUCCCUAACAUGAAGAAGAGCUUUCUGGAAGCGGAGACAUUCUGUCAAAAUUACUCCACCUCACAGAGGUCUGCACACUUGAUAUCAGUGACGAGCGAAGAGGAGAAUUUAUUCUUGAAAAGCUACGUGGCCAAGGUUCUCGGGCCGAGAUAUUUGCCGUACUACCUGUGGAUCGGCUACAAUGAUAUCGAAGUUAGCGGUACCUUCGUUUGGACCGAUGGAGCUACAGGGAGCUAUCAAGAUUUCGCUGAUGAUGAGCAACCCAACGCUUACCCAAAUGAAGACUGUGUAGCGUUGAACAAGUUGCAGAAAUGGGGGGAUCUACAGUGCCGAUAUCAGUACGAAUUUGUUUGCAAGAAGCCGGCAGGGUUUUAUUAAGAUUUACCAUGAGUUUGGGGACCUAUGCGUUCUCUAUUAUGUAGUCUUUGAUGACUUAGCCUACUUGAUUUCCUCGUGAGGGCAAAUUUGAUAGUUAGCAUCGAUGUGUUCAAUUAUAUAUAGAAGGAAAGUUAAAUUGAUUCUGCUUAUGAUUAUCAUUUCAAUUAUGAAAUACAUCCUUUGUUAUAAAACGGUUAUACACAAAAUGUAUUAUACAAUACAGUGGCAUAUAGCGAAUGUAAGUUUCCUGUUUAGGAAUGUUUCGGUGGUCAAAUUUUCUGACUGACUUUGUCAAUUUCAGUGUUCGUUAAACGUUAGAUCAUCGGGUUAUACUUGACAAAAUAGAGAGAAACCCCAAGAACGCAGUCUCAUUAAUAAAAUGUAACUUAAAGGCAGUGGACACUAUUGGUAACUACUCA
Asterias rubens (European starfish) is the source of this 1013-nucleotide messenger RNA. RefSeq names its product alpha-N-acetylgalactosamine-specific lectin-like. Bases 94 to 594 code for a protein of 166 amino acids. Lineage: Eukaryota; Metazoa; Echinodermata; Asteroidea; Forcipulatida; Asteriidae. The transcript has a single exon. The record is from RefSeq and is a predicted model, not a curated record. Gene Ontology annotation, molecular function: signaling receptor activity.